Ilex paraguariensis (yerba mate) is the source of this 1120-nucleotide messenger RNA. The record is from the annotation of a GenBank genome assembly. NCBI's taxonomy places the organism in Eukaryota, Viridiplantae, Streptophyta, Magnoliopsida, Aquifoliales, Aquifoliaceae.
AAAACAAUGAGAUAACAACAAUAUAAAACCUCUCGUGCCUCCGGGUUCACAACACACAGGGAAUUAUUAGGGUUUAUACUGCUCAGGGGCAGGGUCUGUAAACACUCUCUUUCUCUCUCUCUUUCUCGGACACACACAGAACCCACACAGAUUUGCUAGGGUUGUGAGCGAUGGGAGCAAAGGCAAAGAAGAAAGCAAUGGCGAAGAAAGUGAAGAAGGGUUCUGCCAAGUUGUCGGCGGCUACGAAUCGCAAAGACCAGGCUCCAGAUUUCUUGCCAUUAGAGGGUGGUCCGGGUCGUAAGCUUGUGGAGAGUCAAGUGCGGGAUAAUAAAGCUACAAUCUUGUAUAUCGGUCGGAUUCCACAUGGGUUCUAUGAGAAUGAAAUGGAAGGUUUUUUUAAACAAUUCGGUGCAGUGAAAAGACUCAGAAUAGCAAGGAAUAAGAAGACUGGAAAAUCCAAGCAUUUUGGCUUCAUUGAAUUUGAGUCUCCAGAGGUGGCGAAAAUUGUAUGUGAAACCAUGCAUAAUUAUCUAUUGUUUGAGCACCUUUUGCAAGUUUAUCUGAUUCCUCCUGAGCAAGUUCAUCCAAAACUGUGGAAAGGUGCCAACCGUUGGUACAAGCCUUUGGACUGGGUUAAAAUGGAAAGGAAGCGGCAUGACAAGGAAAGAACAUUAGAAGAGCACAAGAAGUUGGUGGAAGGAAUCAUGAAACGGGACCAGAAAAGGCGGAAGAGGAUUGAGGCUGCUGGCAUUGAUUAUGAGUGCCCAGAAAUCGUGGGUAGCAACCAGUCCGCUCCAAAGAAGAUUAGGUUUGAGGAAGAGUAGGUCUUUUGUUGUGGGAAUGGAGAAGUAUCCUUUAUGUCAGUAUGCGUCUAUGUUUUUGUUGCCAGUGUGCCGUCGUAGGUUGCUGCAGAAAACAAUUAUGAGCUUUAUUUUUUUCUCCACUUCAUGUGGUUGGUUGAACUUUUUCAUGACAAAGAGAUGCAAUAGCAGCAGUGUUGCAUUUUGCAGGCCAGUGUAAUCUUUCAGAUGAACCUUUUGGUAAUUUGCCUUUGGGAUAUUCUUCAGGACUGUCUGCCAUAUGUGGAAACUUAUAUAAAUGACCUAAUAUUUUGGUUUUA